This is a messenger RNA of Myotis brandtii (Brandt's bat), 1430 nucleotides long. RefSeq names its product GDP-D-glucose phosphorylase 1 (gene GDPGP1). Bases 343 to 1410 code for a protein of 355 amino acids. Gene Ontology annotation, biological process: glucose metabolic process. The record is from RefSeq and is a predicted model, not a curated record. The transcript has 3 exons. Lineage: Eukaryota; Metazoa; Chordata; Mammalia; Chiroptera; Vespertilionidae. Gene Ontology annotation, cellular component: cytoplasm. Gene Ontology annotation, molecular function: GDP-D-glucose phosphorylase activity.
GCUGGGGGUCCAUCGCGCGGAGCGUCCUCCUCGCCUGCAGUGGGCGGCGGCGGCGGCGGCCUCGGGCGAGGUCUGGUAAAGGGCAGCAGGGAAGUCUGGGGCCAGGGGGGCCUGGAAACUCUCUGAGUGGCCAUUGGCCGCCGGCUGUCCCUGUGCCUGAGGACGGCUUUUGCAUCCCGACGUCACCACCCGGCCCCCGCCUCACGUGUUGCAGCCCCCAGGUCGCCUCUGCAGACAUAGCCGCCAACUUACUGCCUGUGAGGCUGUGUCCUGUCACCCGCCGGAUGCCAAACGCCGUGCGGAGUGACUUCGAUUUUUGCAACAGCCCUGCAAGGUCGGCCCAUGGCGGAUUCAGCUGGUUCAAGUGAAACUUCCUAUCUGCUCCCUCCAAACAGGGAGGACUGGGAAGGGCACGGCAUCCCUGACUUUGUCUACGGACAGAAGGAACUCACGCGGGAAGGGAUCCAGUGGCCGAGGACCGCGCCCAGCCUCCCGGACACACUGCCUCUGUCUCGUUUUGACUCCGAGCUCUGCUCUGCCUGGAGACAGCGGAUGGAGCUGGGGCUGUUCCGCUACCGCCUGGGGGAGCUGCAGACCCAGACGCUCCCUGGUCCCAUGGGCUUCGUGGCUCAGCUGAAUGUGGAACGAGGGGUGCAGAGGAGGCGCCCCCAGAACAUCAGGAGCGUCAGGCAGGCCUUUGACCCCGAAGAGUUUAACUUCAACAAAAUCCGGCCGGGAGAAGUCCUCUUCCGUUUGCGCCGGGAGCCCGAUCCCCCGGGGGUUCUCCGGCAAGAGGAUAUCCUGGCACUCCGGGCCGGGCUGGAGGCCGUGCUGCUGAGCUCACACCCGGGCUUUCGGGUCGGCUUCAACAGCCUGGGCGGCUUGGCCUCCGUGAACCACCUCCACCUGCACGGCUAUUACCUGCCCCACAGGCUGCCCGUGGAGGGGGCACCAAGUGAGCCCCUGGACCCUGGGGGCCGUUUGCACCUGCUGCAGGCUGUCCCAGCUCCCGGCUUCCUCUUUUACACCCGCGGGCCAGGCCCAGACUUAGAAGCCUUGAUAAGCAGGGUGUGUCGCGCCACCGACUAUCUGACUGCCCGUGAGAUUGCACACAACCUGUUUGUGACCCGGGGGGCACCACCUGGAAAGACUUCCUUUUCCUCAACCCUCACAGGGGUCCGGGUAAUCCUCUGGCCCCGGAAGUCCAGCUUUGGGGUAAAGGAGCGUGAGGCGUUCAAUGUUGCCCUUUGUGAGCUGGCCGGGCACCUCCCUGUGAAAACGCCCCAGGACUUCAGCAGCCUGAAUGAGGCGGCCGCGCUAGCCCUCAUUCAGGACUGUCUGCUGCCCCCAGCGCAGGCAGAAGAGGUACGGGCAGCACUGGUGGCCUUGACAGCCCAGGAGGAGCAAUAAUUAGGGCAUUUCCGUCACUG